CACCGUUCUCCGAAGCAUGGAGGGAUGUAUGGAUGUAUUUGGAUGUAUUUCCCCCCUUUUUCUUUCACCUCAUACUUGCUCCCAAAUGCUGAUACUAUGUGGGAAUGCAUAAAGCUCCUCCUUGCCCGCAGCCAGCGUCCAUUGCUUUCAUCACCUCGUCCUUCUUGACCUCCCUGCACCUUCCUGCAUCUUUACUGGCAACACACUGGCACCCAGAGGCGCGCUUUGGUACUGCAGGCACUGAUGAUUGGCGCGGCAGUGACGAUGCAAGCUUUCAACAGGAGUUCCUGGAAACUCACAACGCCUACCGAGCCAGACACAGAUCGCCGCCGAUGACCCUCAGCGGGGAACUGAACACGGCAGCUCAGAAAUGGGCGGAUCACCUGCUGGCUUCAGGUGCUAUGCAGCACAGUAACACCAAGGAUGGAGAGAAUAUUUACACCAUGUGGAGCUCGGUGGCCAUUAAACACACAGGAAAAGAAGCUGUAGAUUCCUGGUAUGGUGAAGUUGACCAAUACAACUGGAACAAACCAGGAUUUAAUUACAACACAGGUCAUUUUACUCAGGUGGUGUGGAAAGCAAGCACCCAACUGGGGGUUGGUAUGGCCACAGAUGGCAACAAGGUCUUUGUGGUUGGCCAGUACCGCCCAUCUGGCAACAUCAGCGUGCCCCAAUACUAUGUGGAAAAUGUCCUCCCGCAAACUGACAGAGGAGUGAGUGGAGCUACACCGGACUGCGACAGCCGAGUCUAUCCGUGAGGUGGCGUGACUUGGCGUCUACACGCUGGCCACGCCCCCACCACCAUCACCUAGGAAACGGGGCACGGCCUAUUGGCCACCGAAGCAGAAUCGGCUCAACUUGUGGGGAUGUGACUGACGCUGGGAAGGCUGGGAACGCUGGGAACGCUGGGAAGGUCCUAUCCAACCCACAUGACGCCAUCA
Messenger RNA from Doryrhamphus excisus (bluestripe pipefish), 941 nucleotides. RefSeq names its product Golgi-associated plant pathogenesis-related protein 1. Gene Ontology annotation, cellular component: extracellular region. NCBI's taxonomy places the organism in Eukaryota, Metazoa, Chordata, Actinopteri, Syngnathiformes, Syngnathidae. The record is from RefSeq and is a predicted model, not a curated record.